Molecule: messenger RNA, 6109 nt
Organism: Sorex araneus (European shrew)
Lineage: Eukaryota; Metazoa; Chordata; Mammalia; Eulipotyphla; Soricidae
Gene: MTR
Product: 5-methyltetrahydrofolate-homocysteine methyltransferase
Exons: 33
Coding region: 695-4456 (1253 amino acids)
Biological process (GO): pteridine-containing compound metabolic process
Molecular function (GO): cobalamin binding; zinc ion binding; methionine synthase activity
Source: RefSeq, a predicted model, not a curated record
CAGGCACAUGACAGGUGCUCAAUAAAUGUUAACUGUCAAUCUCCCGCAGUACUUCCGGAAGCUGGGGCAAAGAUGAGCGCCGGGACCAAGGGAUGUAGGACUACAGCUCCCAGACAGCCUUGCGGCAAGACCUUAGGUGAUUGGUUGAGCUCGGUCCGCUGGUACAGGUGAAGGGCUCCUCCGGACCAAUCAUGAGUGCGAGGAGGCGGGGCCUCCCACUGGAGGCGCGACUGAAACUGACAACAGAGUUUCCCUCCCCGCAGAGCUGUAACCCGAGCCGGGCCGCUACCUCGUCCUCCUCUGCGGGUCCUCCCAGGUGUCCUGCGGUGCCCGGCUCCUGGGUGCACGUGUCUGGUCACCAGACUCGGGCUGAGAACCUGGAGGAAAGCCAGCCGCGCGUUGGAGCCAGUGUAGCGGCGGAGCGUCAGGAGUGGCCGCGCUGAACUCAGGCCCCGCGGGCUGGAAGGCCCCGGGGCGGCGGCGGGCGGGCUUGGGGGAUCUUCCGAGCCUCUGGUGACUCGGACCUUCGGCGGCUGCCUCGCCGGGAGCUGGCUGGCCUGGCUCCGGGCUGCCGGCCGCGCGCCUGCCUGCACCGGGAGUCUCGUGGAUUGUCACCGGCGCCCCGACUGCACACGCCCUUCAGUAACCCUGCGACACUGUCCCCACGCUUCGGCCUCCCGAACCACGAGCCAAGAUGAAGAAAACACAGCAGCCGGGUGAGAUUGAAGCCAUUCUACGGGAGAGGAUUAUGGUGCUUGAUGGAGGGAUGGGGACCAUGAUUCAGCGGCACCGGCUAAGUGAAGAAGACUUCCGAGGUCAAGAAUUUAAAGCUCAUCCCAGGCCACUGAAAGGCAACAAUGACAUUUUGAGUAUAACUCAGCCAGAUAUCAUUUAUCAGAUUCACAAGGAGUACUUACUGGCAGGGGCAGACAUUAUUGAAACAAAUACUUUCAGCAGUACUAGUAUUGCUCAAGCCGACUAUGGACUUGAAAAUCUGGCCUACCGGAUGAACAAAUGCUCUGCAGGAGUGGCCCGAAAGGCAGCCGAGGAGGUAACGCUCCAGACAGGAAUUAAAAGGUUUGUGGCGGGAUCUUUGGGUCCAACUAAUAAGACGCUGUCUGUGUCCCCAUCCGUGGAAAGACCAGAUUACAGGAAUAUCACGUUUGAUGAGCUUGUUGAAGCAUACAGAGAGCAGGCCCAAGGACUUCUGGAUGGUGGGGUUGAUAUCUUACUUAUUGAAACUAUUUUUGAUACUGCCAAUGCCAAGGCAGCCUUAUUUGCAGUCCAGAACCUUUUUGAAGAGCAGUAUGCUUCCAGGCCUAUCUUUAUUUCAGGGACAAUUGUUGAUAAAAGUGGAAGGACUCUUUCUGGACAGACUGGAGAGGCAUUUGUCAUCAGUGUGUCUCAUGCGGACCCGCUGUGUAUUGGAUUAAAUUGUGCUCUGGGUGCAGCUGAAAUGAGACCUUUUAUUGAAACAAUUGGAAAAUCUACCAAGGCCUAUGUCCUCUGUUACCCCAAUGCAGGUCUUCCCAAUACGUUCGGUGACUAUGAUGAAACCCCACACACGAUGGCCACGCAUUUAAAGAACUUUGCUAUGGAUGGCCUGGUCAAUAUAGUUGGCGGUUGCUGUGGUACCACACCAGAUCAUAUCAGGGAAAUCGCCGAAGCUGUGAAAAGCCAAAAGCCUAGAAUCCCACCGGCCACUGUGUUUGAGGGACACCUAUUACUGUCUGGUCUGGAGCCCUUCACAGUUGGACCGUACACCAACUUCGUUAACAUUGGGGAGCGCUGUAAUGUAGCAGGAUCCAGGAAGUUUGCUAAACUCAUCAUGGCAGGAAACUAUGAAGAAGCUCUGAGCGUUGCCAAAGUGCAGGUGGAAAUGGGAGCCCAAGUGUUGGAUAUCAACAUGGAUGAUGGCAUGUUAGAUGGGCCGAGUGCAAUGACCAGAUUUUGCAACUUCAUUGCUUCAGAGCCUGAUAUUGCGAAGGUGCCUUUGUGCAUUGACUCUUCCAAUUUUGCCGUGAUUGAAGCUGGGUUAAAGUGCUGCCAAGGGAAGUGCAUUGUCAACAGCAUUAGUCUGAAGGAAGGGGAGGAUGACUUCUUGGAGAAGGCCCGGAAGAUCAAGAAGUAUGGAGCUGCCGUGGUGGUCAUGGCUUUCGAUGAACAAGGACAGGCAACAGAAAUAGAUACCAAAAUUAAAGUGUGUACCCGGGCCUACUAUCUUCUUGUGAAAAAACUGGGCUUUAAUCCAAAUGACAUCAUCUUUGACCCUAAUAUCCUCACCAUUGGUACUGGAAUGGAAGAACAUAACUUGUAUGCUGUUAAUUUUAUCCAGGCAACAAAAGUCAUUAAAGAAACAUUACCUGGAGCCAAAAUAAGUGGAGGUCUUUCCAACUUGUCCUUCUCCUUCCGAGGGAUGGAAGCCAUUCGAGAAGCAAUGCAUGGAGUUUUCCUGUAUCAUGCUAUCAAGUUCGGUAUGGACAUGGGAAUAGUGAAUGCUGGAAAUCUCCCUGUAUAUGAUGACAUCCAUAAGGAACUUCUCCAGCUGUGUGAAGAUCUCAUCUGGAAUAAGGAUCCUGAAGCCACCGAGAAGCUCUUACGUUAUGCUCAGACUCAUGGCAAAGGAGGCAAGAAAGUCAUGCAGACUGAUGAGUGGAGGAACAGCUCCAUUGAAGACCGCCUUGAGUAUGCCCUUGUGAAGGGCAUUGAAAAACAUAUUAUUGAGGAUACAGAGGAAGCCAGGUUAAAACACGAAAAGUAUCCCCGGCCUCUGAACAUAAUUGAAGGACCACUGAUGAAUGGCAUGAAAAUUGUUGGCGAUCUCUUUGGAGCUGGAAAAAUGUUCCUACCUCAGGUUAUAAAGUCAGCUCGAGUCAUGAAGAAGGCUGUUGGCCACCUUAUUCCCUUUAUGGAGAAAGAAAGAGAAGAAAUGAAAGUGCUUACUGGUGCAGUCGAAGAAGAGAACCCUUACCAAGGCACUAUCGUGUUGGCUACCGUUAAGGGUGAUGUGCAUGACAUUGGUAAAAACAUAGUCGGAGUGGUCCUCGGCUGCAAUAAUUUUAGAGUUAUUGAUCUAGGCGUGAUGACUCCCUGUGAUAAGAUACUGAAAGCUGCUCUUGACCAUAAAGCAGACAUAAUUGGCCUGUCAGGGCUCAUCACUCCUUCCCUUGAUGAAAUGAUUUUUGUUGCCAAGGAAAUGGAGAGAUUAGCUAUAAAGAUUCCAUUAUUGAUUGGAGGAGCAACCACUUCCAGAACCCACACAGCGGUUAAAAUCGCUCCUCGCUACAGCGCACCUGUCAUCCAUGUCCUGGAUGCCUCCAAGAGCGUGGUGGUGUGUUCUCAGCUACUAGAUGAGAAUCUGAAGGAUGACUACUUUGAGGAGAUCACAGAAGAAUAUGAAGACAUUAGACAAGACCAUUACGAGUCUCUCAAGGAGAGAAGAUACUUAACAUUAAGUCAAGCCAGAAAAAAUGGUUUCCACAUUGACUGGCUGUCAGAGCCUCACCCAGUGAAGCCCACAUUUCUUGGGACCCGGGUCUUCGAGGACUAUGACCUGCAGAAGCUGGUGGACUACAUUGACUGGAAGCCUUUCUUUGAUGUCUGGCAGCUGCGAGGCAAAUACCCAAAUAGAGGCUUUCCCAAGAUCUUUAACGACAAAACUGUAGGUGAAGAGGCCAAAAAAGUCUAUGAAGAUGCCCAAAAUAUGCUGAAAGCACUGAUAAAGCAAAAGAAACUCCAGGCCAGGGGCGUGGUUGGGUUCUGGCCAGCACAGAGCGUCCAAGAUGACAUUCUCCUCUACGCCGAGGACGUGGUUCCCCAGGUGGCCCAGCCCAUCGCCACCUUUCAUGGGCUCCGGCAGCAGGCCGAGAAGGACACUGCCAGCCCAGACCCGUACCACUGCCUUGCGGACUUCAUCGCUCCCCUGCACUCCGGCGUCCGUGACUACCUGGGCUUGUUUGCCGUCGCCUGCUUCGGCGUGGAAGAGCUGAGCCAGGCCUAUGAGGAGGACUGUGAUGUCUACAGCAGCAUCAUGGCCAAGGCGCUGGGGGACCGGCUGGCCGAGGCCUUUGCAGAGGAACUGCACGAAAGGGUGCGCAGAGAGCUGUGGGCGUACUGCGGCACCGAGCGGCUGGACAUGUCCGAUCUGCGAAGGCUGCGCUACGAGGGCAUCCGCCCGGCGCCCGGCUACCCCAGCCAGCCUGACCACACCGAGAAGCUCACCAUGUGGAGACUCGCUGACAUUGAGCGCUGCACAGGCAUUAAGUUAACAGAAUCGUUAGCAAUGGCGCCUGCUUCAGCAGUAUCCGGCCUUUACUUCUCCAAUUCGAAGUCCAAAUAUUUUGCUGUGGGAAAAAUUUCCAAGGAUCAGGUUGAGGACUAUGCCUUGAGGAAGAACAUGUCUGUUGCCGAAGUCGAAAAAUGGCUGGGCCCCAUUUUGGGAUAUGAUGCAGACUAACAUUUCCUUUCAGUGUCCUCUGAACUCGGCUGUUUCUCAAGGAAAUGAUGUCCAGCCGCACCUUAAAAGCAGCAGCCGCCGCAACACACCCGUUUGCACCGCAUUGGCACUUGCCGGCCUUCCAGUUUCGGAGGAGUCUUUGCUGGAACUGUGUAGGGGAAGAGGCCUGUCCUGGGGCUCUCGGGGGGUGGGGGGCGGUACGCAGCUGUCAUUUUAGAGGACCUUGGGUGAAAAGCAGCAGACAGAACUCUGGUGGUAUCCGGGGCCCCACAGGUCUGGGGCCAAGUGGAGAUAGAGUCUCUUACAUUUCAGAGCUAGUUAGCUGUGUCUUUCCAUUUUUGCCUUGGAUUUAGGAGGCCAUUUUUUUUUCCUUUCUCUUUUUUUGUGGGGGGGGGGUGAGGAGGGGAGGAUGGAUCUAUAUCCAAUCGUUCCCAGGGCUUAGUCCUGGUUCUGCACUCAGGGAUCAUUCGUGGCAGUGCUCAAGGGAACCAACCAUAUGGGUUUCUGGGGAUCAAACCUGAGUCAGCCACAUGCAAGGCAAGUGUCUUACCUGCUUGUGCUAUCACUCCAGCCACUAAAUCUCUCUCUCUCUCUCUCUCUCUCUCUCUCUCUCUCUCUCUCUCUUUGUCUGUCUCUCUCUCUCUGACUCUCUCUGUCUCUCUCUCUCACUCUCGCUCUCUCUCUCUCAGGGGGGAGAAAAAAGCCUAAUACUCAGCUGAAAAGAGAAUGUGACUCUGUGGCUAAGGGAUGCUGUGAGAACAGGAACAUUUCAAUCUAAGCACUUCAAACAGUCGGUUCUGACAGGGCAGGAAAUGCGUAGCUCUGCCAUCUCUCUGGAAGACCUCAAUUUCAAAGGCUCGAUUUAAUGGUUACACAAUCCCCCGUUGGCGAAAGGCUUGCUGUCACCGCUGCGUGUCAGAAAUAUCAAGCUGCUCGCCCCACGAUGGUCAAAUACAGUAGUGUUUCUGCAAGCGCUUUUGUCCUCUCAUAAUUUCAUAUUCCCUUGCCUAAAGGGAAACGUGGAGGUGGGGAGAGGCCAUCCGUGGUCGGGAACGUGUUUCAGUUGUUUUCUCGUGGAGCAGAUUGUGGGCCGAGCAGACAUGUUCAGAACUGGACCGCUGGACUGUGUCGCUCCACACCUAGUUCUUCCCUUGUGUGUUGAACCAACUCCAGACUCAUGAAGUGUAGGAGCAGUGCACUCGGCAUGUUCUUGGUGAUUUCAGGGGAGCGGAGGAAGAAUAGUAUUUGGGGUGUGUGUGUGUGCACGUGCGUGUGAGGAGUGGAUAUAAGAUGGUUCUUUUGUUUUGUUUUAUUGAACCACAGUGAGAUACACAGUUGCAAAGUUGUUUAUGAUUGGGUUUCAGUAAUACAAUGUUCCAACACCUGUCCUGUCUUCCUUUUGUGUUUUUUUUUUUUUUCCAGCUUAUUGGGUCAUAUCCAGUGAUGUUCAGGGGUUAGUCCUGGGUCUGCAUGCAGGAAUUACUCCUGGUGCUGCUCAGGGAACCAUAAAUUCUGCUCAGUUCUAUCUACUAGUGGGAUGCUGGGGAUUGAACCCAGGUAAGCCGCAUGCAAGGCAAACACCCGACCUACUGCCCUAACACCCAUCAUUUCACCACAUACAUUUCCCCGUACAUUUCAGAUUUGAGCUGACUU